Myripristis murdjan (pinecone soldierfish) is the source of this 2322-nucleotide messenger RNA. Its product is annotated as acetyl-coenzyme A synthetase 2-like, mitochondrial. The transcript has 14 exons. Gene Ontology annotation, cellular component: mitochondrion. NCBI's taxonomy places the organism in Eukaryota, Metazoa, Chordata, Actinopteri, Holocentriformes, Holocentridae. Gene Ontology annotation, molecular function: acetyl-CoA synthetase activity; AMP binding. The record is from RefSeq and is a predicted model, not a curated record. Bases 1 to 2046 code for a protein of 681 amino acids.
AUGUGGCUGCCAUGCGGAUGCACUUCAAAGUAUCUCUUUACUUCACUCAGUCGACGGAUCGUCAAGUAUUAUCAUGAUUUCUCGGGUAAAAGCUCGAAUGUCUUGGCGUGUAUGCCGGAGGCAGCUUCAUUUGAAGGGGUGUGGGAUCACUCGGGGCUCUAUGAGUUCUCCGUGGGUCACACCGACAGCUUCUGGGGCGCAGCGGCGCGCCACCGGCUCACCUGGAUCAGUCCCUUCCGCAGCGUGCAGGACUGCGACCUGCGGCGCGGCACAAUCAGAUGGUUUGAGGGCGGAAAGCUGAACGUGUCCGUGAACUGCCUAGACCGUCAUGUGCACACCUUUCCGGACAGAGUGGCCUUGAUCUGGGAGAGGGAUGAACCAGGGACAGAGGUCAAGGUCACCUACAGGCAGUUACUGGAGGCAACAUGCCGUCUGGGAAACCUGUUAAGGCGUCACGGUGUGAACAGGGGCGACUGUGUCACCAUCUACAUGCCUCCUUGCCCUGCAGCCGUGGUCUCCAUGUUGGCCUGCGCCCGCAUCGGUGCGGCACACAGCGUGGUGUUCGCAGGGUUCAGUGCGGAGGCCCUUGCAGAUCGCAUCAGAGACGCACAGUCCAGAAUAGUCAUUACAGUCAACCAAGGUGUAAGAGGAGGUAAGGUCACAGAGCUGAAGCAGACGGUGGAUUUGGCCAUCCAGAGCUGCCCCUCAGUACAGAAGGUGUUCGUUGCUAUGAGAACGGAGAGUCCAGUCGUCAUGACAGCCAGGGACAUCGCUAUGGAGGAGGAGAUGCAGACGGAGGACGUGGUGUGUGAGCCAGCUGCCAUGGACAGUGAGGAUGUCUUGUUCCUGCUUUAUACAUCAGGCAGCACAGGGAAGCCCAAAGGACUGGUCCACACGCAGGCUGGAUACCUGCUUUAUGCCUCACUCACUCACAGGUGCGUCUUUAACUACCACGAUGAAGAUGUGUUUGGCUGUGUGGCUGACAUUGGCUGGAUAACAGGACACAGUUACAGUGUGUAUGGCCCACUGGCCAACGGGGGAACCACUGUCCUGUUUGAGAGCACUCCUAUUUACCCUGACCCAGGAAGGUACUGGGAGAUGGUUCAGAGGCUUAAGAUCAACCAGUUUUAUGGGGCGCCUACAGCAAUCCGCCUGCUGCUCAAGUACGGAGAUCACUGGGUGCACAAAUACGACCGCUCCACGCUCAAAACUCUGGGCUCUGUGGGCGAGCCCAUCAACACUGAGGCAUGGGAGUGGUACCACCGGGUGGUUGGGGACGGACGCUGCCCUGUAGUGGACACCUGGUGGCAAACAGAGACAGGUGGCAUCUGCAUCGCCCCAAGGCCAUCAGCCCCCAAUGCAGAGAUUGUCCCGGGAAUGGCUAUGAGACCCUUCUUUGGGAUCAGGCCGGUGCUCAUGGACAGUGAGGGCAAGGUGCUGACUUCCAACAACACCUCUGGAGCUCUGUGUAUAGCUCAGCCUUGGCCUGGUAUGGCCCGCACCAUCCACAACAACCACCAGAGAUUCAUUGAAACCUACUGCCAGCCUUAUCCUGGUUACUUCUUCACUGGUGAUGGCGCUUAUCGCUCCAAGGAGGGGUACUACCAGAUCAUUGGUCGCCUUGAUGAUGUCAUCAAUGUGAGCGGUCAUAGGAUUGGGACUGCGGAGCUUGAGGAUGUACUGAACCAAAGCCCCAUGGUGGCUGAGUCUGCUGUCAUUGGCUACUCACAUGAGGUCAAAGGACAAGCUGUGUAUGCCUUUGUGGUGCUAAAGAAGGAAGUGGAUGUCCAAGAGGCUGACCUGGUGCGGCAGCUGAAGGACAUGGUGUCCAAAAACAUCGCCAAGUACGCCUGUCCAGACUUCAUUCAGUGUGUCCAGCGUCUACCAAAGACACGCUCAGGCAAGAUAAUGCGUCGGGUGCUGCGGAAGGUGGUGGAGCGCGACUUGGACGGGCUCGGUGACCUCAGCACACUGGACAACCCCGCAGCUGUUCAGGAGGUCAUCCAAGGUCACCGUGACCUCUGUGGUGAAGAGCAACAACGAUGAUGAAGCUUUGGAAACUGAGCAGUUUCACAGAUGGCAAGCAGGAAGCGGUCUAGAUUUUUGUCUUAUCAAAUGUACUGCAGGACAUUCAUCAACUUUUUUAUUUUACAAGUUAAAUUUUGUGGACUCAGACAAAAAGUAAAUAAUUUAUCCCUGUUUCAGUCACUUUCAGUCACAAGGAAUGUGAUGUUUUAUUGAGUCAUUCAGUAAAAAAAAAAAAAAAAAAAAUCCACAUCACUGUGAACAUAACACAAACAUUUAAUCUCAUAAAGUUGCAUA